AAACAGCUCCUCCGGGUCCUCGAACCAGCGCACUUGCUCAUAGCGAGCACAUCCGCAGCGACGCUAUGAAGUGCUUCCUGGUUAUCACUUUGGUGCUGGCUGCCGUAGUCGCAGUCCGAAGUGAAGCCACCAAGGAUGACAAGGAUAAGAAGCAGGACAAGAGAGGCAUCUUGAGUGGCAUCGGAGGCGGCUAUGGAGGUGGCUAUGGAGGCGGCUACGGAGGCGGCUACGGAGGCGGCUACAGCCUGGGUGGCGGAUACGGCUCGGGAGGAUACGCUCUCGGCUCCGGGAUCGGCCUCAGCUCUGGCUACAGCUCCGGCAUCGGCCUGGGCUCCGGAUACAGCCUGGGCUCGGGCAUAGCCCUUAGCUCCGGCAUUGGCUCCGGAUAUUCGAUCGGCUCCAGCUCCGGGCUCGGCUCCGGCUACGGUCUCGGCUCCGGCUACGGACUCGGCUCCGGCAUUGGCAUCGGCUCUGGUAUCGGUUCCGGUAUUGGACUGGGCUCCGGUAUCGGCUCCGGCAUCGGCUCCGGCAUCGGUCUGGUGGCUUCCGCCGCGCCCGCCGUGCAGACUGUGACGCGGACCGUGGCUGUUCCAGUGCCCCAGCCCAUCCCUGUGACCGUCAACAGGCCCGUGCCCGUACCUGUAGCACAGCCCGUCCCAGUGUCGGUACCCAGGCCCUACCCCGUCAGUGUCCCUCAUCCCGUACCUGUCUCUGUGCCCAGGCCGUACCCUGUGAGUGUGCCCAGGCCGUACCCCGUCGCUGUUCCUCAGGCCGUGCCUGUGGCAGUUCCUCAGCCCUACCCCGUCAGCGUGCCUCACCCCGUUCCCGUGCGAGUGCCCCAGCCCGUGGCUGUGCCAGUGCCUCACCCCGUGCCUGUGGAUAGGCCAGUAGUCGUCGGUUCCAGUGGCCUGGGAGGAGGAAUCAGCAGCAUCGGCCUCGGAGGAGGUAUCGGCUACGGAUCUGGAAUCGGAGGAGGCAUCAGCGGUGUCAGUCUUGGUGGCGGCAGCCUGGGAGGUAUCGGCUACGGUUCGGGAUACAACUACGGAUCUGGAUCGGGUAUCGGAUCUGGCUACAGUUCUUUGUCUGGUAUCGGAUCCGGCUACAACUCUGGCAUCGGGCACGGCAUCAGCAGCAUCGGCCUGGGAAGUGGCAGCUACGGAGGUAUCGGCUAUGGUUCGGGAUCCGGCUAUGGAUCCAGCUACAGCUCGGGCGGCGGUUACAGCUCUGGAUCUAGCUACAGUUCUGGCGGGGCCCUCCACGGCACCUACGUCCCGAGUUACCUGGGCGGCCUGAACGGAGGGUCAUCUUAUGGUUCCUACGGCGGGUACAGCAAGCACCACUAGGAGAUUGAAGCCGUACUUCAUUUCAUGUCAUUUCUCACCACUUAUUCAUUGCAAUUAUGCUACCUUUUUUUAUUAUCAUCUGUUACGUCUCAUUAUUAGUAAAAAAAUGUUAUCUGUUUUAUUCACAGUCAUCAUGUUUUCACUCUCUAAGAACUGCAAUGUUAUAUUUUGUAUAACUGUUUAUAAGCAAAUAUAUUUUUUAUUUUAAAUACUGCUUUUGAUUUAUUAUAACUUUUAUCUUUCCUGAGAUAAUUGAGUUAUAUCAUGACUCUCUUAGCCAAAUGCCUGUUUAUUUUACAUUGUUUUCCAUAUGUUACUCGAAAGACAACUCAAGCAAUUAUCAACACAAUAUAACAUACCACGUCACUAAAACUUGAGAAUAAUUUUUAAAUACCAAUGGUGUUUUCUCAUUAACAUUGAUAUUUCAUUGUAUGUACCUAUAUAUGCUGUAUUAAAAUAGAGAAACUCAAUGCACAUUUAAAUAUUAUCUAAUUAAAAACUAAAAAUUUAAGAGUCUAACUUAAAAUAUAUGUUAAUACUUUCAAGUUUCUCAUGUAAAACUCUUUUCCAGUAAUUUUUCGGGUAACUAGAAAGAAAAUAUAUUUUUAUUCUAUAAAA
Molecule: messenger RNA, 1961 nt
Organism: Bacillus rossius redtenbacheri
Lineage: Eukaryota; Metazoa; Arthropoda; Insecta; Phasmatodea; Bacillidae
Exons: 2
Coding region: 66-1343 (425 amino acids)
Source: RefSeq, a predicted model, not a curated record